CAAAGCAGCAGCUGUCUCUCUGUCACAUUCCUGUGUUUUACGCUCAUUUUCGACAACUUCUUCUGCGUUUCCGACGAUGGCCCAGGCCGGAUUGGUCCUGGACAAGGACCAGUUCAACUGCUCGAUAUGUUUGGACGUGCUGAAGGACCCUGUGACCAUCCCGUGUGGACACAGCUAUUGCUCCGGGUGUAUACAGAACUACUGGGACCAGGACGACUACCUGGGGGUCUUCGUCUGCCCUCAAUGUAGGCAGAACUUCAACCCGAGGCCGCUACUCGCCAGAAACACCAUGUUGGCCGACGUGGUGGAGAGGUUCAGAAAGACUGGACUCCAAGAGGCCACGACGCCGUCCAGCCACAGUUUUGCCGAGGCCGACGACGUGGAGUGCGACGUCUGCACCGGGAGGAAAAACAAAGCUGUGAAAUCCUGUCUGGUGUGUCUGGCCUCCUACUGCGACCAGCACAUCCAGCCUCACUACGAGUCUGCUGCCUUCAAGAAACACAAGCUGGUGCCGGCCUCCAAAAAACUCCAAGAGACGAUCUGUGCCCGGCACGACAAGCUGCUGGAGGUGUACUGUCGCACCGACAAGCAGUGCAUCUGUUACCUGUGUCUGACCGACGAGCACAAGGGACACGACACGGUGCUGGCGGAGGCCGAAAUACAGCAGAAGCAGUGGCAGCUCGGCGACCUGAAGCAGAGCUCUCAGCAGAGAAUUCAUCAGAGGGAAAAGGAGGCUCAGGAGCUGAGACAGGCCAUCUUCUCUCUCACUCGCUCUGCUCGGGCCGCGGCCGAGGAGAGCGACGCCGUCUUCACCGAGCUGAUUCGCUCCAUCGAGCUGAAGCGCUUUGAGGUGAGAGAGCUGAUCAAAGCCCAGGAAAAGACGGCGGUCGGUCACGCCGAGCAGCAGCUGGUGGAGAUCCAGAAGGAGAUCUCAGAGCUGAAGAUGAAUGAGGCUGAACUGGACAAGCUCUCCCGCACCGAGGACCACGUCCAUUUCCUCCAGAGUUGUCAGUCUCUCCGUGCUCCACCCGCGCUGUCAGCUUUGCCUUCAGUCACCGUCGACCCCAAACUCACCUUUGGCCCGGUGAUGACGGCUGUGUCGGAUUUUAAAGGACUGCUGCAGGAGGUCUGCCAGGAAGGAUUUGUCUGCAUCUACGAGAAAGUGAGAGAUGUAGUCAUUGUAGGUCCUCCAAAUGCUGCUGGACAGCUGAACACAACACAGCCCAGUGAAGGCCAAGCAGCCGCGCACAUGGAAGCAACACCCGUGAUCCCUCCACCUGGCCUGGACCAAAGUCCCGUGAGCCCCCUCAACCCUUUCCUCACUCCAGGACCAGCUGUGCCCACCUUUGCCCUAUCAACAUUUGGAUCCAAACUUUCAUCGGGAUCCAGACAGAGGCACCUUCAGCGACGCGCUCACCCCAGGAGGAAAUAGACCUGCAGUGGACAUCAGCCCUUCAAAUGCACCCGCACGGCCCGAAUAUCAUUAUACCUCAGUCCCCUCUCCUCCUCUCAAAGAUCUGCGCUGCACAUUCAGCAAUUCAUCUCUUGGCUUUAAUUUAAUCGAUUGGUUUUCAGCAAAUCCGCUAUAGUUGCAUCUUGCAUUAUAGUGCAGGAACGAACAGAGACGAGGAAAGAAUUUCAAAGUGCCACAGACGACCUCACUGACAGUGCAUUUACUUUAAGUAUUAAGCAGCACAAACAGGACUGAACUCACUACAUCUUAUUUCAGUAUUUGCAAUUUGAAGUUAACUUGAAAUCUAGAGAGUUUUUAGCGUUUUUUUUUUUUACAUGGUUUAUGCUUUUAUAAGUUUCUUAUUUUAAAAACCAAAUUUACAAAAU
This is a messenger RNA of Chelmon rostratus (copperband butterflyfish), 1839 nucleotides long. RefSeq names its product finTRIM family, member 67 (gene ftr67). The record is from RefSeq and is a predicted model, not a curated record. The transcript is spliced from 7 exons. NCBI's taxonomy places the organism in Eukaryota, Metazoa, Chordata, Actinopteri, Chaetodontiformes, Chaetodontidae. Gene Ontology annotation, molecular function: zinc ion binding. The coding region runs from base 77 to 1432 and encodes 451 amino acids.